Messenger RNA from Leopardus geoffroyi (Geoffroy's cat), 2142 nucleotides. RefSeq names its product interferon regulatory factor 6 (gene IRF6). Gene Ontology annotation, cellular component: nucleus. The record is from RefSeq and is a predicted model, not a curated record. The coding region runs from base 243 to 1646 and encodes 467 amino acids. Gene Ontology annotation, biological process: immune system process; regulation of transcription by RNA polymerase II. NCBI's taxonomy places the organism in Eukaryota, Metazoa, Chordata, Mammalia, Carnivora, Felidae. The transcript has 9 exons. Gene Ontology annotation, molecular function: DNA-binding transcription factor activity, RNA polymerase II-specific; protein binding; RNA polymerase II cis-regulatory region sequence-specific DNA binding.
GCACCUGGGCCCGGCAGGUAAGGGCCGGUGCGGGACGGAGAGCGGAGCUCGAAGAGUCUACCUGCGCAAACCCAGGUAUUGCUUGCUGACCGGUCAAGGAGUGCUGGGGACUUAGUUCGGGGAACGACCGCUUCUUGUAGCAGGAUUGAGAAAAGAGUCUUUGGGUGGUCCAGAGAAAAGGAAGCUGACCUGAGGUCCAGCUCUUCAGAACCCCGUGGAGACACUGCCUGCUCAUCUCUAUCAUGGCCCUCCACCCCCGCAGAGUUCGGCUGAAGCCCUGGCUGGUGGCCCAGGUGGAUAGUGGCCUGUACCCUGGGCUCAUCUGGCUACACAGGGACUCCAAGCGCUUCCAGAUUCCCUGGAAACAUGCCACCCGGCAUAGCCCCCAACAAGAGGAGGAAAAUACCAUUUUCAAGGCCUGGGCUGUGGAGACUGGGAAGUACCAGGAAGGAGUGGAUGACCCUGACCCGGCUAAAUGGAAGGCCCAGCUCCGCUGUGCUCUCAACAAGAGCAGGGAAUUCAACCUGAUGUAUGAUGGCACCAAGGAAGUGCCCAUGAACCCAGUGAAGAUAUAUCAAGUGUGUGACAUCCCCCAGCCUCAGGGGUCAAUCAUUAACCCAGGAUCCACUGGAUCUGCUCCUUGGGAUGAGAAGGAUAAUGAUGUAGAUGAAGAAGAUGAGGAAGAUGAGCUUGACCAGUCACAGCACCAUGUUCCCAUCCAGGACACCUUCCCCUUCCUGAACAUCAAUGGUUCUCCCAUGGCACCAGCCAGUGUGGGCAACUGCAGUGUGGGUAACUGCAGCCCUGAAGCAGUGUGGCCUAAAACUGAACCUCUGGAAAUGGAAGUACCCCAGGCACCCAUACAGCCUUUCUAUAGCUCUCCAGAGCUGUGGAUCAGCUCUCUCCCAAUGACUGACCUGGACAUCAAGUUUCAGUACCGUGGGAAGGAAUAUGGGCAGACCAUGACGGUGAGCAACCCCCAGGGCUGCCGGCUCUUCUAUGGGGACCUGGGUCCCAUGCCUGACCAAGAGGAGCUCUUCGGUCCUGUCAGCCUGGAGCAGGUCAAGUUCCCAGGUCCAGAGCACAUCACCAAUGAGAAGCAGAAGCUGUUCACCAGUAAACUGCUAGAUGUCAUGGACAGAGGACUGAUCCUAGAGGUCAGCGGUCAUGCCAUUUAUGCCAUCAGGCUGUGCCAGUGCAAGGUGUACUGGUCUGGGCCAUGUGCCCCAUCACCUGUUGCCCCCAACCUGAUUGAGAGACAAAAGAAGGUCAAACUAUUCUGUCUGGAAACAUUCCUUAGUGAUCUCAUUGCCCACCAGAAAGGACAGAUAGAGAAGCAGCCGCCAUUUGAGAUCUAUUUAUGCUUUGGGGAAGAAUGGCCAGAUGGGAAGCCCCUGGAAAGGAAACUCAUCUUGGUUCAGGUCAUUCCGGUGGUAGCUCGGAUGAUCUACGAGAUGUUUUCUGGUGAUUUUACACGGUCCUUUGACAGUGGCAGUGUCCGCCUGCAGAUCUCAACUCCGGACAUCAAAGAUAACAUCGUUGCUCAGCUGAAACAGCUGUAUCGCAUCCUCCAAACCCAGGAAAGCUGGCAGCCCAUGCAGCCUACCCCCAGCAUGCAACUACCCACUGCCCUGCCAGCCCAGUAAUCAUGAAUGACAUCUUUUUUUUUUUUUACAGUAUUGUACAUAUGGAUAUUUUUUAUUCAGAUUUAACCAGCUCUUAAACCUCUCCUUUCUUACGAUCUUACAAUGGUCUCCAACUCUCCACAUACGCUUGACUUUUAAAGUUGAUUUAAUUUAUGGAAAAAUCACCCUUCAUAUCCCCCCUUUCUUUUUUAAACCUCCCCAUGUUAGUAUAAUGUAGUAGGAGAUUUGACCUGGGAGUUUGGACACCAGCCUUCUAGCUGCACCUCUGCUUCAGUGGUAUGACCUUGAACUACCAAGUUAUUUAACCUCUAGGCUUCAGAUUCAUUACUGUAAAAUGAAGGGGUGGAACAAUGCCUGAAACAAUGCCAGCUUUAAAACUCUGGCCUGAUGACUUCAUUCUACUUGUACAAGGCAAAAAAACUGCCUGGAACAGAACCCUUCUGCAUUGUUCUAGCACUAUUUUUUUUCCUUUUAUUAAAGUUCCCUCAAGCACUGA